This is a messenger RNA of Xylona heveae TC161, 2635 nucleotides long. RefSeq names its product cryptochrome-2. The record is from RefSeq and is a predicted model, not a curated record. NCBI's taxonomy places the organism in Eukaryota, Fungi, Ascomycota, Xylonomycetes, Xylonales, Xylonaceae. Gene Ontology annotation, cellular component: cytoplasm; nucleus. The coding region runs from base 460 to 2490 and encodes 676 amino acids. Gene Ontology annotation, molecular function: FAD binding; DNA binding. Gene Ontology annotation, biological process: circadian regulation of gene expression; entrainment of circadian clock by photoperiod. The transcript is spliced from 3 exons.
CUCUACGGCAGGGCGAUGUGAUGAUUUCCUAGGACGACCUAUCCCGAGAUCAAGCGUUAAACUCUUCUCGUAAUCUUUCUACACGUAUAGGUCGUCAUGGCUAUGCAUUUUGUAAACAGGACUCGGCGCCGGGACAAAAAUAUAUAUAAUGACCCUAAGCUCGACUGCAACCAUACGACCUCCAACUUUUCUUGACUUCCCAUCAAUCUAAUGUCCUUGUGUUUUUUUCGUGAGCAGGAGACCCGAAUUUUGUUGAAUUUCUAAUACCAAGUUCUAGUUGGGACUGCUUCGAAAGGACAGAUUACUCAACGCACACGGCUUUCUUGACUCUCUUUACUUGCUCCGGACUGCCAAUUUUGAGAUAUAUCCUACUGGCGAAUCCAAGGGAGGAUACAUGAAAUUUGUUAUAUUUUAUGUCCAAAAAAAAACUCCAAUUUCUCUACCGAUACCGCAGCCACUAUGACUAAGCCUAAGCCUCGCGUUAUAUAUUGGUUCCGAACUGAUUUGCGUCUUCAUGACUCUCCGGCCCUCAAGGCCGCGCUGGAUCUUGAGCCAGAAUGUCUGUAUCCCAUCUGGACUUGGGAUCCGCAUUAUGUGUACCGGGCACGAGUAGGCCCGAAUCGAUGGCAGUUUUUACUGGACUGUCAGUCUGAUCUUUCAGCAUCAAUUACAAAGCUGAAUAAAAAGUCCAAGCUUUUCGUCAUACGAGAAAGUCCUACAACACUAUUCCCCAAGCUUUUCAAAGCAUGGAAUAUCUCUCAUCUCGUAUUCGAAAAAGAUACCGAUGCGUACGCUCGGGACCGCGACAACGAAGUCACGGAAAUAGCCAAGAAGGCCGGCGUCCAAGUCAUCACAAAAGUUGGCCGCACGCUGUAUGAUCCAGAUGAGCUUGUCAAGCAAAAUCAUGGUAAACCAACCAUGUCUAUUUCUCAAGUUAUAAAGGCUGGCGAGCAAAUUGGACAAAUCCCACGCCCCAUUCCCGCACCUGCGUCCCUCCCCGACCCAGGCGACACCAGCCUUAACUUCAAGCAGGACCAUCCUUCCUCUGAGCCCGACAUCAACGCCCCGCAGCGCAACAGCUCGGACCAAUCCUACGCCCAUCUUGCAGGACCUCAGGGCGAUUUCUCCGUGCCUACAUACGACGAACUUGGUCUCAAACCCUCAACCACGCCGCACCAUGGCGGAGAGACCGCCGCGCUGGCAGCGCUGGACAAGAUCAUUUCCAACACAAAAUACACAGCGACAUUUGAAAAGCCAUCAACCGCGCCGACCGCGUUCGAACCGCAAUCAACGACUCUGCUAAGUCCCCAUUUACACUUUGGAUCACUCAGUUGUCGCGAAUUCUACUGGCGCGCGCAGGACGUCGUAGACAACUUCAAGCAGGGCACGGCAAGCCAUCCACCUACGAGUCUCACGGGACAGUUAUUAUUCCGAGACAUGUAUUUUGGCGCGCAAGCCGCGCUGGGACACAAAUUCGGACAAGCGUACGGGAACCCUUCUUGUCGGUCCGUGCCGUGGCACUUGCCAUCCAAAGUCAACGAGGACACGGGACUUGUCGUCCGCGACGGCGGCGGUGGCGGAGGAGUCGAGUACAGCAUCGACUCCAGCACAGCAGAGACUUGGUUUCAGCGAUGGAAGUACGGAUGCACGGGCUUCCCUUGGAUCGAUGCAUUGAUGCGCCAGUUGCGGCAGGAAGGGUGGAUCCACCACCUCGGACGACACGCAGUGGCCUGUUUCCUGACGCGGGGCGGAUGCUACGUCGAUUGGGAGCGCGGCGCUGCAGUAUUCGAGGAAUGGCUCAUUGACCAUGAACCCGCAUGUAAUAUUGGGAACUGGCAAUGGCUGUCGUGCACGGCAUUCUAUGCGCAGUUUUAUCGGUGUUAUUCCCCAAUUAGCUUUCCGCAGAAAUGGGACAAAGACGGCGCCUUCGUGCGGAAAUAUGUUCCCGAGUUGGCAAAUUUCCCGGCAAAGUAUAUCUAUGAGCCGUGGAAGGCUCCCAUAGCGGACCAGAAAGCCGCGGGAUGCCUGAUCAAGAGCAUCGACGAGGAGGGAGAAGAUGGAGAGCUGGAUUUGUCUCCGUGGAAAAAGGAAAUAGUAGCCGAAAAGCACGAAGCGAAUGGCGCCCAAAAUGGCGACGAGAAGAAGGAGAAGGAGUCUAUGAAUAUUUACCCAAAGCCCAUGUUUGACUUCCCUAGCCGCAGAACGACGUGCAUCAAUGCGCUGAAGAAUGCGUAUCGGGUUGGGCUCUACGGGAAUGAUCAAAAGGUCCUAGACGGGACGUGGAGAGACCUGUUUCCCGAUGAAGCCGAAGGGCCGACGAGCACGGCAGAUGUUGAGGCGAUGCAUGAUGCUGAUGCCCACGGCGAGUUUGUGCAUGAUGCGGAAGGCCAUGAAGGUCUUCACGAAAAGGACCAUUCGCCGGUGGGUAGGAAGAGAAAGGAACACGGACAAGGGACUUUAGACGGACACGUGAAAAGGACGAAGACGUGAUAGUCACAAGGCCCAUAGGGUCCUAGAGGAACUAUCAAUCGAUGUAUUUUAAAUUAAUAUCGCGGAUACUAUAAUAAAAGGGUACCAGCCGAGUGAUGCCAAAAUCAAGUUGGAUGUGGUUUUAACAGCCCAACAUUCUCCCUGG